AUGGAGAAGAUGUCCAGUACCGACGACAAGAUGAAAGACAUCGAGCUGAUCGAGGAUCAUAGUGGCAACAUUGAUGAAGACCCAGAAAGCGCAGCAGAAGAGAAGGCCUUGGUCCGGAAGAUCGAUCUCUUUUUGCUGCCAACGAUAUGGAUCAUGUAUCUGCUCUCAUACAUGGAUCGAACAAACAUAGGCAAUGCGAAGAUUGCUGGAAUGACAGACGACCUGGGCAUGGACUCCAACCAGUACUCCAUUGCUCUUGUUUUCUUCGUCACCUAUGUUAUCUUCGAAGUUCCGAGCAAUCUAAUCUUGUCCAAGACCAAGCCCUCGAUAUUUCUUCCGGCGAUCAUGUUGCUCUGGGGGGUGGCAACGUGUUGCAUGGCUCUAAUCGAUACCUAUGAGCAUCUGGUGGCACUCCGAGUGCUUAUAGGAGUCCUGGAAGCUGGAUUCUCGCCAGGCAUUCUUCUUCUGCUGUCCAGCUGGUAUAAGAAGAACGAACAAAGCCGCAGAUUCUCAGUUUUCAUCUCUGCAGCAGUAUUAUCUGGAGCUUUCGGUGGCAUUAUAGCUGGUGGGAUCACAGGAGGUCUUGAAGGAAGAUACGGCAUCCCAAUUGUUUCGUACUUCAUCCUGCUCGAUUUCCCUGCCAACACAAAGAAGCUCAGCGUCCGGGAACGAGAAUUGGCCAUUUCGCGCCUGGAACGUGAUGACGUUACCGGCCGCAAUGAGGACACCCCACGGAUCACCUCGUUGCAAGCGCUGAAGCAAGCAGUGACCUCCUGGAGGGUUUGGCUACUCACCGCCGGAUACAUGGUGAUAGUUGGCUCGUCAACAUUGUCCUACUUCUACCCAACCUUGGUCCAGGGGCUCGGAUAUACGUCCCACAUGGCUCAGUACAUGGUGGUGCCGAUAUAUGCCGGGGCUUUUGUCUGUGUAGGAAUAACGGGUUACUUCUCCGAUAAGUUUCCUGCACAACGUGGAUUGAUAAUAUCAGGGUGGUUAGUGGUUUCUAUGAUCUGUUCGAUCGUGGUCUGCGUGGUCUAUGACUUCACAGCGAGGUACGUCCUGCUAGUCAUCAUGGCAGCAGGACUAUGGUCGACGAACGCCAUCUCGCUGAGCUACGCGUCUAGCACGUUCGGUCCAUUUCCGCAGGAGGUGCGAGCAGUGGCGCUGGCAAUGGUCAACGCGUUGGGCAAUCUCGCGCAAAUUUACGGGGCAUACCUUUUUCCGUCGAAGGAUGCUCCAAAAUAUCUGCUCGGAUUUGGAGUCAUUUCGGGCAUGUGUGCAUUCGGCGUAUUGACAUAUGCCCUGGCGCAUGUAUUGCUGAGGAAGUACGCCAAGUAA
This is a messenger RNA of Cercospora beticola, 1338 nucleotides long. RefSeq lists its product as uncharacterized. NCBI's taxonomy places the organism in Eukaryota, Fungi, Ascomycota, Dothideomycetes, Mycosphaerellales, Mycosphaerellaceae. Gene Ontology annotation, molecular function: transmembrane transporter activity. The record is from RefSeq and is a predicted model, not a curated record. Gene Ontology annotation, cellular component: membrane. Gene Ontology annotation, biological process: transmembrane transport.